AUGUCUUUCAGUGCAACUUGCUCCAAGUUCUCCCUCAGAGGUGCCGUUCUUUCUGCGACUUGCCGCGACUUCGACGGCAAUAAUGUUGAUUCCACGCUGAAUUUGGACGCCUUCAUCGGCAACGAUGACGGGAAGUUCAACUGGGACUCUGCUCAGUUCUCGCUGUCAGCGUCUGACGUCGAGCUUAAUGGCGUGUUUCUCUGCGCCAGCCUCACGAGGAGGGAUGGCGCUGUCAAGAAGGCUGCGCUGAAUCUCAACUUCUGCGUUGAAAACAUGAACGGUCAACUUGGAUUCAAGAGACCCUCGACCAAAAUAGCCGAGGGCUGCACUUUGUGGUCACUUGACUCAAACACUGGUAAAUUGUCCACGUUGUGCGUUGCAAAUGAUGGAAAUUUCCAUCUGUCCACCAUCGAUCUGAACGAGCACUUGUCCAACGACGACGGGAAGUUCAAUCCUGAUGGCCGAAACUUUACGUACACUGCGCGGAAUGUUCGUCUUGACGGGCUAGUCGUCCGUGCUGAAUUGCGGUACAACGAAGAGUGGGUGGAAGCAGCAUACGAUCUUCAGCAAUGCCUGUGGAACGGAAACGGGAAUCUACAGUUCGAAUCGCAUGAUGCAUGGUAUGACUCUGACGGACCUCUGGUGCGAUUCCUCGAGUCGCUCCUCGUAACAGGAUACACAAUUGCAGGUAUGGAUGACAUUUCUGGUGACACGGACGCUGCUAUGCGAGCCACAGCGCAGUGCUCGUACUAUACCAUCGUUUUCGGGGCAGCUUUACUCGGGAGCUGUUUCGGAGGCCCAGUGGGCGCUGCAGUUGGAGGAGCAUUCAUUAUUCCCGCUGCGUUGAGUGUGAAAGGUCUCAUCGGCAAGAACUUCGAAGACCCGCAGUUGCGACAGGAGGUUACCACUGUCGCAUUAUACGCUUUCAUCAAAGACACUCUGAUCGGCGGCGUCGGGGCCGGCGUCGCUUAUGGCGUCGCGGAAUAUGUGAGGAAAUGCUUGGUUCGCUGGAUUGAUGGUCUGGAUACUGCCGCCCUAGAAUUUUUGGCCUCGUUGAUUCGGAAAGGUCUCCGGAAUUUUUCUGCUUUAGUGACAGGCGAUACGGUGAAGAAAGUUCUGCUUGAAGUCUCAGGUGGCCUUAAUGGCAACGAGGACAACAUCAAUGCUAUCAGAAAGAAGUACAGCGAAUAA
Messenger RNA from Sparassis crispa, 1191 nucleotides. RefSeq lists its product as hypothetical. Bases 1 to 1191 code for a protein of 396 amino acids. Lineage: Eukaryota; Fungi; Basidiomycota; Agaricomycetes; Polyporales; Sparassidaceae. The transcript is spliced from 5 exons. The record is from RefSeq and is a predicted model, not a curated record.